This is a messenger RNA of Podarcis lilfordi (Lilford's wall lizard), 237 nucleotides long. The record is from the annotation of a GenBank genome assembly. Lineage: Eukaryota; Metazoa; Chordata; Lepidosauria; Squamata; Lacertidae.
AUUCUCAAAACCAUCACACAACCACACAUCCCAACAACAGCACUUCUCCUGAAAUUGUUGAGCUUCCAACAUCCACAGCCACUCCUGCAGCUUCCACAACUCUUCGGCCCAUCCAUAAAACUACAUCCUACACAACGGAUGGCUUCCCCAUCACCUCAGCAGCUGCGCCGAAUGUCACAGAAAGUGUCUCCAAUACUACUCAUGCACUCCUUACCUACCCCUCAGCCAAUACCACUG